UAGCAGUAAUUGUGGUCAAAAGAACUGUAAGGAAACGCUGUCUGAACUUCAGGUGUGCCGUGUGUGCCGCGCGAAACUGUCGCAUCAUGCAGUCGACCCUUCUUUGUCUGUCUGCGGUGGUCCUUGGAGCGGCAGCGCAGAGCGGCACGCCGGAGAACGCCUUCCCCCUGAUCCACUUUAUCCUCUACACGAACUCCCAAAAUUUGAGCUACCCGAUCGCCAAUGCGUCCGACCUGCCGGCGGACCCGUCUUUCGAUACCAACAAGCCCACCGCCCUCUACGUGCACGGCUGGAGGGAGUCCAACCAGAGCGAGAGUGCGGGUGUCAUGUCCAGAGCUUUCCUCCAGCGUGGCUCACAUAACUUCAUCCUUUUGGACUGGGGUCCCUACGUCGCCGGUCCGUACUUCACCUCAUACCAGCGCCUUCCUGCCGUGGGUGCGGCAGUGGGUGCCGCAGUGAUGCGCAUGGUGGAUGCGGGCCUCUCUCCGGAGACUUUCUGGCCCAUCGGCCACUCCCUGGGCGGCCAGCUCUGCGGCAACUUGGCAGGGAACAUCAACUUCACGCUCAACAGGAUGACGGGGCUCGACCCCGCCGUGUCCGCCAAUCCGGCCAUCCCCCAGCUGUCGCGCGACGACGCCGUCUUGGUGGACGUGAUCCACACCGACGCGGGCUUCAACGGCUACGACGGCAACGACGGCACCAUCGACUUCUGGCCCAACGGCGGCCGCCGCCCGCAGCCGGGCUGUCGCUUCGGCGAGACGGACUUCUACAACGCGCUGACGCUCUGCAGUCACCAGCGGUCCUGGCGCUUCUUCGCCGAGUCCGUCAACAGCGAGACUGCCUUCCCCGCCGUCAGCUGUCCCUCCUGGCUCGCCUUCCAGAGCGGGUCCUGCCCCGUCGACGACAACAACAUCGUGUACAUGGGCUACGCCGCAGCCGACACGAACCACACUGGUACCUUCUACUUGCGCACUGCGGCUUCUCAGCCGUACGGCCUCGGCAUGGGAGGAGCUCGACCCCUCGUUUAGUUUGCGAUGCUUUGACUCCAGAAUACUACGAUGAAUCGAGAGAUUUCGAUUCUCAGCGAACAAUCGCAUCGCCACGCUCACAUCCCAGGAAAGUGACAUCACGUUGAAAUGAAUGUGAAAGAACGUCACGUUCCUUUGAGCAUUGUGUGACAUUCGUUUGGUCAUAAAUCAGCCACAAAGCUUCUUCACGUUUAAAUGAAUGUGACACAUUGCUCAAAGGAACGGGACAUUUUGUCUCAUUCGUUUCAACGUGAUGUCACGUUCCUGGCAUGAGAGUGCAGCUACUACUUACUAACGAGAUUGGCCUUAAAUGGUGCACUUCAUAUAAAGAUCGAAUAAAAAUGU
Molecule: messenger RNA, 1373 nt
Organism: Thrips palmi
Lineage: Eukaryota; Metazoa; Arthropoda; Insecta; Thysanoptera; Thripidae
Product: pancreatic triacylglycerol lipase-like
Exons: 8
Coding region: 87-1028 (313 amino acids)
Molecular function (GO): lipase activity
Source: RefSeq, a predicted model, not a curated record